Molecule: messenger RNA, 3643 nt
Organism: Oncorhynchus nerka (sockeye salmon)
Lineage: Eukaryota; Metazoa; Chordata; Actinopteri; Salmoniformes; Salmonidae
Product: echinoderm microtubule-associated protein-like 4
Biological process (GO): microtubule cytoskeleton organization
Cellular component (GO): mitotic spindle
Molecular function (GO): microtubule binding
Source: RefSeq, a predicted model, not a curated record
CUCACUCAUUCGCUCCGGGCUUUGUGUGAGCGUGCAGCAGUGGCACUGUGUGUGAGUGUACGCCAGAGAGAGCAGACACAAACGAGAGAGAAGUAAGAGGGAGACUAAAAAGCAUUCUGUUUGCACACAGACAACCAGAAAUCCUUCUGACUGCAGUCGAGGAAGACCUGAUCGAAAGGAAGAAGGAAAUGAAAUAGACUCUAGAAAAAGAGAGAGAGAGAGCGAGGAAAAACAGGACUGCCUGAGACGACGAGAAGAAUAGUCUACCACACACACACACGUAUACACAGUCACAAACACAGCAGGCGUGUAGCAGCGAGGCAAGGGUACUCACUCACACACUCUCGGGACAGUUUUAAAAAAAAGGCAGGAAGCUGCCUGGAUCUUGUCAAGGGAGAGGUGUGUGUAUCCGUCUGCGAGUGUGUGUGUGUGUGUCUGCAGUAAGAAGAGAAUGGAGGAGGGCUUGUUGUCUGUGGCCCCAGCUUGCAACUCUACAACCACCACCAACGCCUUGCUCAACAACCACUGUGCCGAUGACAGUAUCUCGGCAGCGAGUGCGUCUGACGUGCAGGAUCGUCUGUCGUCGUUGGAGCUGCGCGUCCAACAGCAGGAGGAUGAGAUCGCCGUGAUGAAGGCGGCGCUGGCCGACGUGCUGCGACGCCUGGCGCUCUCCGAGGACACGGCAGCCACCGGCAAAAAACAGACCAGCACCAAAGGCCAUAAUCCCCUGCGCGAGGCCUACUCGAUGUCCUGCAUCCCCAACGGCAGCUCCGGCAGCCGUAAGCCCAGCCAUAGAGACCGAGAUAGCUCCACAGUGUCCGUCGCCAGGAAGGAUACCUUCUCCUCAGCAGCCAAGAGCGGUCAGACAGCAGAGAGGAAAAAGGACACCCCUCCGAUGGAGGGCAUCAAGGAGAAGCAGGAGGGGCCCUCCCAGUCCAACCAGGCUAACGAUAAAGCCCCCCCUGCCAGCCCCAUGCAGCCCUCGCCGUCCCCCUCCAGCUCCAGCCACCCCCUCUCCCCUCACCCCCCCCAGUCCCAAAGGCAGGCCCUGGAGAACAAGGGCACCUCCCCAGCCAAAAGGGGUCACAGUGCGAAGCGGGGCACGGGGAUAGAGCGUUCCCAGAGCAGCACGUGGGAGAGUGGCGAGGAGAGCAGGAACAAGCUGGUGAAGGCUGCUUCCACCUCCAAACUGCUGGCCAAGGUGGUGAAGAACGCGGACAAGCAUAAAGACCCAGUGAUCAGCCAAGCCAAAAUGUCAACCCGCGAGAAAAACAGCCAAGCUGAGGGAGACUACAUCAAGAUGUUCAUGCGAGGUCGACCCAUCACCAUGUUCAUCCCCGCGGACGUGGAGAACUACGAGGACGUGCGCACAGAGCUGCCUCCGGAGAGACUCAAACUGGAGUGGGUGUAUGGCUACAGGGGGAAAGACUGCCGAGCCAACGUGUACCUGCUCCCUACAGGGGAGAGUGUUUACUUUAUUGCCUCUGUGGUCGUGCUCUUCAACUACGAGGAGAGGACACAGCGCCACUACCUCGGCCACACAGACAGUGUCAAAUGCCUUGCCGUUCACCCUGAUAAGAUCCGCAUUGCCACAGGACAGAUCGCAGGAGUGGAUAAGGAUGGGCGGCCACUGCAGCCCCAUGUGAGAGUGUGGGAUUCGGUCAGCCUGUCCACCCUGCAGGUCAUCGGCCUGGGCACCUUCGAGAGAGGGGUGGGCUCCCUGGCCUUCUCCAAAGCGGACUCGGGCACACACCUGGCAGUGAUUGAUGAUUGUAACGACCACAUGUUGACUGUCUGGGACUGGCAGAAGAAAUCCAAGAUCGCUGAAAUCAAGUCUACAAAUGAGGUGGUGCUUGUGGUGGAGUUCCACCCUACUGAUGCCAACACCAUAGUAACCUGUGGCAAGUCCCACAUCUUCUUCUGGACCUGGGCUGGCACCUCGCUGGCACGCAAGCAGGGCAUCUUCGGGAAAUAUGAAAAACCCAAGUUUGUUCAGUGUCUGGCCUUCCUCAACAACGGGGACAUCCUGACUGGAGACUCUGGAGGCAUCAUGUUGAUAUGGAGCAGGAGCACUGUGGAGCCGAGCCCAGGGAAGGGACCCAAAGGUGCGUACCAGAUCAGCCGUCAGAUUAAGGCCCAUGACGGCAGUGUGUUCACUCUGUGUCAGAUGAGGAACGGGACCCUGCUGACCGGAGGGGGAAAGGACCACAAGAUCAUUCUUUGGGACCACGACCUCAACCCAGAGAGGGACAUAGAGGUCCCCGAUCAAUAUGGAACCAUUCGCGCUGUGGCCGAAGGCAAGGGGGAGCAGUUUUUGGUGGGCACUUCGCGUAACUUCAUCCUGAGGGGAACGUUUAAUGACGGUUUCCAGGUGGAAGUGCAGGGACACACAGACGAGCUAUGGGGGCUGGCGUCGCACCCCUUCAAGGAUCUGUUCCUAACCUGUGCCCAGGACAGGCAGGUGUGCCUGUGGAACUCUGUGGACCACUCCCUGGAAUGGACCAGGCUCCUGGAUGAGCAUGGCCACUGUGCGGACUUUCACCCCAGUGGUGCUGUUGUGGCCAUCGGUACUCACUCAGGGAAGUGGUACGCUCUGGAUGCAGAGACCAGAGACCUGGUGGCCAUUCACACAGACGGCAACGAGCAGCUGUCAGUCAUGCGCUUCUCCGUAGAUGGCACCCUGCUGGCAGUGGGAUCACAUGACAACUUCAUUUACCUCCACACCGUGUCGGAGAAAGGCCGCAAGUACACCAGAUGUGGGAAGUGCAUUGGACAUUCCAGCUACAUCACACAUCUUGACUGGUCCCCCGACAACAAGUUCAUCAUGUCCAACUCAGGAGACUACGAGAUCCUCUACUGGGACAUUCCAAACGGCUGCAAGUACAUCCGUAACCGUUCUGAGUGUAAGGACAUCGACUGGACCACCUAUACCUGUGUGCUGGGCUACCAUGUCUUCGGAGUGUGGCCUGAGGGUUCCGAUGGUACAGACAUCAACGCUCUGAUCAGGUCCCACAACAGGAAGGUGAUCGCUCUGGCUGAUGACUUCUGCAAAGUGCACCUCUUCCAGUACCCCUGCGCCAGACCCAAGGCACCUAGCCACAAAUACAGCGCCCACAGCAGUCACGUGACCAAUGUGACCUUCAUGCACAACGACAGUCACCUGGUGUCCACGGGCGGGAAGGAUACCAGUGUCAUGCAGUGGCGUCUGGUGGAGAAGACCCCCUCAUUGGUCCCCAGUGACUCCUCCCUCUCUCUAGGGGAGGGGCUCCUACAUAACUCCAUCCUCCGUGCUGCCAUCCCAGCGGUGCCUCUGACGCCCACCGAGCCGGCCGCACCGCCAACCCCUACCCCGCCCACCGUCCUCGACCUGACCUCUGACCCCACAGCGGCGCACUGCGGGGGAGUGACUGUCACACCUCCCCCCACGCCAACCUCCCCCACGACCAACGGACGGCAGGAGAGCUCCCCGGAAACCCCUCCCCGCCGAGAACCCCGCCCCUCUGACAGCACGCUGAGCCUCAAGGACAGCCUGGAACCCAGCGACGACACGGCCACGCCUAGCGACGAGGGCCGCCCUUUCACCCCACCCUCGUGAAGAGCCUCAGUUGUGAUGCAGCCCAGCGCUCCUCUCUCCUGCUCAGCA